Molecule: messenger RNA, 507 nt
Organism: Acanthamoeba castellanii str. Neff
Lineage: Eukaryota; Discosea; Longamoebia; Acanthamoebidae
Exons: 3
Source: RefSeq, a predicted model, not a curated record
GAGCUGCUGGCCCUCUACACCUACACAUCGCCCAGCUACGACGAGUUUGUGGGGUGCGAACCGGGCGAGCUUUUGGGCAGCCGUGUGACCACCUUCUGUCAUCCCGAAGACAACGUCACACGGGAGACCAUCCUUUUCUAUGUGGCGCAGCCACCGCCUCGAUCAAGGGUGGGUCCUAUCUUUCACACAUCCCCGGCCGGUAUCUCCAAGGACCGGCGGGUGCUGCGCUUCCACUCUCGGCACCAGUACUUCUUCACCACCACAGGACGGGUCUUGUCGAGGGGCUAUGACAUGCCUCGGUACACCGGCCCACGAGAUUCGAGAAUACUGCCGUCGCCGUGGCCGUUCGAGGAGGAAGAGAGCUCGCCUGAACCAAUCGGCAGCAGUGGAUGGACCGCCGACAACAACACCACCACCAACACCACCAACACCAGCGAUCAGCGCCUCGACAAUGAACUCGACGAACUGCUUAGCACUCUCUCCGCGCCUUCUCCCGCCGCGCAAUAA